Molecule: messenger RNA, 7936 nt
Organism: Cynoglossus semilaevis (tongue sole)
Lineage: Eukaryota; Metazoa; Chordata; Actinopteri; Pleuronectiformes; Cynoglossidae
Gene: myo18ab
Product: myosin XVIIIA b
Exons: 44
Coding region: 311-7792 (2493 amino acids)
Biological process (GO): actomyosin structure organization
Cellular component (GO): myosin II complex; cytoplasm; myosin filament
Molecular function (GO): actin filament binding; ATP binding; cytoskeletal motor activity
Source: RefSeq, a predicted model, not a curated record
UCACUGGCUGUGUUUCAGUUUGUGGCCAGCAGAGAUCGCCUGGGCACUGUCUUCAGCUGCUGUCGGGUAGCGCGUUGAGUGGACGUGGGAACAGCAUAGUACAGCCCGCUGUGAUAACGUUAGCUGGGAGGAAGCACCCAGUCUGCGGCUUGUGUUCCCUGCGAGCCGAGAGCUGCUCCAUUUGCUGUCCCGCAGAACAGGGUUUUCUCCCUGUUGGUAACUGACAAGCACUUUCCUGCUGUUCUGGACAACCAGCUCUGUAGGGUAAAAUAAAGCCACGUUGGACAAAAACAACACUUUUUUUUGCACCAUGUUCAAUCUGAUGAAAAAGGAUAAGGAGAGAGAAGGGAGUAAAAAGGAGAAGAAGGACAAAAAGGAGAGGAUGUCUGCAGCAGAGCUGCGCAGCCUGGAGGAGAUGAGCAUGCGACGAGGGUUCUUCAACCUGAAGAGGGAGGCCAAGCGUGAGUCCAAGAACAAACUGGAAAUCUCUAACCCCAUUCCCAUCAAAGUGGCCAGCAGCAAUGAGCUCACCCUCACUGAUAUUGAGUCAGAUGGCCUGAGCAACCGGAGCAGCAUGGUCCUGGAUGACCAGCUAAGCACGGCCAGUUCUACUGACGAUCUGAAAGGUGAAGGUGGAGGAGGUCUGGAUGGGCAUCGUGCUUCAGUACAUGAGCGUGUGGCUCACUUUGGUGCACUAGCCAAGCAGAACUCCUCACAGGUGGGUCAGAUGAUGAAGCGUUUUUCCUUUUCUCAGAGGAGUAAAGAGGAGAGCCCUUCAGAGGGCUCCACUCCCUCAGGUCCAAACUCUGCUGCUCCAUCUCCACACGUGGAGAGCAAAGUUUUCAACAUGCUACGCAAACACAGUCUGAAGCAGAACCCAGGAGCACCAGCACCCAAAAAAGUUUGCAUUCCUGAUUUGGUUGACAAGAAUUUCCCAGCAGAGCUGCAGCUGCCGGCGGUGGUGGCACCAAGUGCACCAGAAACACGUGCACUGGAGCUCCAGCGUCGUAACACCGGUGACUUUGGAUUUUCUUUGCGUCGUACUACUAUGUUGGACCGCAGUGUGGAUGGAGGAGUGUACAGGCGUGUGGUUCACUUUGCAGAGCCUGGCGCCGGCACCAAAGACCUGGCACUGGGAUUAGUGCCAGGUGACAGGCUGGUUGAGAUCAACGGAAAGAACGUGGAGAACAAGAGUCGAGACGAGAUAGUGGAGAUGAUCCGUCAGUCAGGAGACACGGUGAGGCUGAAGGUGCAGCCCAUCCUGGAGCUGAGUGAGCUGAGCCGCUGCUGGCUGAGAAACACCGAGGGGCUGCGCAGGGAGGCCAGACAGGUGAAAACAGAGGAGCAGAUUGCAGCAGAGCAGGCCUGGUAUGGAUCAGAGAAGGUCUGGCUUGUCCACAAAGAUGGCUUCUCCCUGGCCACUGUGGUGAAGACGGAGAAUGGCACUCUGCCAGAAGGCAAGGUGAAAAUCAAACUAGAGCAUGAUGGGACAGUGCUGGAUGUGGACGAAGAUGACAUUGAAAAGGCUAAUCCUCCAUCGUACGAUCGAUCGGAGGACCUUGCUUCACUCCUCUAUCUCAACGAGUCCAGUGUGAUGCACUGUUUGAGGCAGCGUUACGGAGGCAACCUUAUUCAUACUUAUGCCGGACUGAACAUGGUGGUCAUCAACCCUCUUAGCACGCCCUCCAUGUACUCUGAGAAGGUUAUGCACAUGUUCAAAGGCUGCCGGCGCGAUGACACGGCUCCUCACAUCUACUCCGUGGCACAGUCGGCCUAUCGCAACCUUCUCACCACACGACAGGAUCAGUCCAUCGUGCUGCUGGGCAAGUCUGGCGGCGGCAAGACCACCAACUGCCAACACCUGCUCCAGUAUCUGGUCUCGAUUGCAGGCAGCACAGGCAAAAUAUUCUCUGGUGAGACUGCAGGCAUCAUGACUCGAUGUCACUGGUUCCCGGGGGCUUUCGGCAACAGCUCGACAGCGAUGAACACAAACGCCAGUCACUUCUCCCAUGUUGUCUCCCUUGACUUUGACCAGGCUGGACAGGUGGCCUCGGCCUCCAUUCAGACGAUGCUGCUGGAGAAAUUGAGGGUGAGCAGACGACCUGAGGGAGAAUCAACCUUCAACAUCUUCUACUACAUUAUGGCUGGUGCUGACAGCGGCCUCAGAACUGAGCUGCACUUUAACCACAUGGCUGAAAACAGUGCUUUCGGAAUUGCACCACAGUCCAAGGCUGAGGACAAGCAGCGAUCUGCACAGCAGUUCACGAAGCUGCAGGCAGCCAUGAAAGUGCUGGGCAUCUCUGGUGAUGAACAAAAGGCUCUUUGGCUCAUCCUCGGAGCCAUUUAUCACCUAGGAGCUGCAGGAGCCACUAAAGACGGAGAUGAAGUGGGGCGCAGGCAAUUUGCUCGUCAUGAAUGGGCACAAAAAGCAGCCUACCUGCUGGGCUGCUCUUUGGAGGAGCUGUCAUCUUCUAUCUUUAAGCACCAAGCCAAAGGACUGCAGCAUUCUGCCUCCUUCAGAGGAGUGCCAGAUGAGAGCGGCCAGGGCGACGGCUCAGGCUGUAAGAUCUCAGCUCUGGAGUGUUUGGAGGCCAUGGCAUCAGGACUGUACUCUGAGCUCUUCACUCUUGUCAUCUCCCUCAUCAACAGGGCUCUGAAGUCUAGUCAGCACUCUCUGUGCUCCCUGCUGAUCGUGGACACUCCUGGCUUCCAGAACCCCCGGCUGGCGCAGCAGCAGCGAGGGGCAACCUUUGAGGAGCUUUGCCACAAUUACACCCAGGAGAGGCUGCAGACCCUGUUUCAUGAACGCACCUUUGUUCAGGAGCUGGACAGAUACAAGGAGGAAAACAUAGAGCUUGCUUUAGAUGACAUAGAGUGCAGUACCUCACGGUCUGUAGCUGCUAUUGACCAAACCUCGACACAAGCUCUGGUGCGGACUCUGGCCAGGACGGACGAAGCCCGAGGUCUUCUGUGGCUGAUGGAGGAGGAGGCUGUUCAGCCCGGAGGUUCAGAGGAGACCAUGCUGGAGAGACUUUUCAGCUACUAUGGAUCAGCACAGGGAGAAACCAAAGGUCCAAAUCUUCUAAUGAGGGGAGAUAAACCCAACCUUUUCCUGCUUGGUCACAGCCACGGGACAAACUGGGUGGAGUACGACGCUCAGGGCUGGUUGAGCCACGCGAAGCAUAAUCCUGCUGCUCAGAACGCCGCCACACUGUUGCAGGACUCACAGAAGAAAAACAUCAGCGGGCUGUUCAUGAGUCGAGCCAGCGGCGCCACAGUUUUGUCGGGCUCCAUCGCUGGUCUUGAGGGCAGCUCCCAGCUCGCUCUGAGACGAGCCACCAGCAUGAGAAAAACCUUCACCACAGGUGUUGCUGCAGUCAAAAAAAAGAGUCUGUGUAUUCAGAUCAAACUCCAAGUGGACGCUCUGAUUGAUAUGGUGCGGCGCUCCAAGGUUCACUUCGUCCACUGCCUGCUCCCCAAAGCAGAGGCAGUUGGAGGAGGAAGUGAGCCCCGUGUGACGCACGGAGAGAACGCUGACUCAGGUCUCAUGACUCUGGACGUAGGCCUCCUGAGAGCUCAGCUGCGAGGGUCAAAACUGUUGGAUGCUCUGCGCAUAUACAGACAAGGUUACCCAGACCACAUGGUGUUCUCUGAGUUCCGGCGGCGCUUUGAUGUCCUGGCUCCACAUCUCUCAAAGAAACAUGGCCGCCACUACAUCGUCACAGAUGAGAAGAGGGCCGUGCAGGAGUUGCUGGAGUCCUUGGAGCUCGAGAAGAGCAGCUACCACAUGGGGCUGAGUCGGGUCUUCUUCAGAGCGGGGACUCUUUCCAAGCUGGAGGAGCAGCGUGACGUUAAGACCAGGAGGAACAUCUCUCUGUUCCAGGCUGCCUGCAGGGGAUAUUUGGCCCGACAGGCCUUCAAGAAGAGGAAGAUUCAGGAUCUGGCCAUCCGCUGCAUUCAGAAGAACAUUAAGAAAAAUCGAGGUGUCAAAGGUUGGCCAUGGUGGAAGCUCUUCACCACGGUCAGACCCCUGAUAGAAGUGCAGCUCACUGAGGAGCAGAUCCGUGGAAAGGAUGAAGAAAUCCAGCAGCUGAAGCAGAAGCUGGAGAAGGUGGAGAAGGAGAGAAACGAGCUGCGGCUCAACAGUGAUCGCCUGGAGAGCCGGAUCACUGAGCUGUCAUCAGAGCUGGCUGAUGAGAGGAACACAGGGGAGUCGGCCUCUCAGCUGCUGGAGACAGAAACCUCUGAGAGACUGCGACUGGAGAGGGACAUGAAGGACUUACAGGCCAAGUUUGACACAAUGAAGAAACAGAUGGAGUCCAUGGAGAUGGAGGUGAUGGAGGCUCGGCUCAUCCGGGCGUCUGAACUCAACGGAGAGAUGGAGGAUGAUGACACAGGAGGAGAGUGGAGGCUGAAGUACGAACGAGCCAUCAGGGAGAUAGAGUUCACCAAGAAGAGGCUACAGCAGGAGUUUGAUGACAAGCUGGAGGUGGAGCAGCAGAACAAGAGGCAGCUUGAUAGGAGGAUCACAGACCUGCAGGCAGACAACGAAGAGUCCCAACGGAACAUCCAGCAGCUGAAAAAGAAAACACAGCGACUCACGUCAGAACUACAGGACACCAAACUUCACAUGGAAAGUCAACAGAGUCGCAACCAUGACCUGGAGAAGAAGCAGAGGAAGUUUGACAGUGAACUAAGUGCUGCCCAAGAUGAGGUGCAGCGGGAGAAGAGCCUGAGGGAGAAACUGGCCCGGGAGAAAGACAUGCUGACAGGAGAGGCCUUCAGCCUCCGACAGCAACUGGAGGAUAAGGACUUGGAAGUUUGUGCAUUAAACCUGAAGCUGGACCAACUGGAGGCCGAGCUGCAGGAUCUCAACUCCCAGGAAUCCAAAGAUGAGGCGUCGCUGGCCAAGGUGAAGAAGCAGCUUCGUGACAUGGAGGCCAAGGUGAAGGACCAGGAGGAGGAGCUGGAUGAGCAGGCUGGAACCAUCCAGAUGUUAGAACAGGCCAAGCUGCGCCUGGAGAUGGAGAUGGAGCGACUCCGUCAGACUCAUUCAAAGGACAUUGAAAGCAAAGAUGAUGAGGUGGAGGAGAUCAGACAGUCCUGCAGCAAGAAGCUUAAGCAAAUGGAAGUCCAGCUUGAAGAAGAAUACACUGAGAAGCAAAAAGUGCUGAAAGAGAAGAGAGAGCUGGAGUCGAAGCUUCUGUCAGCACAGGAUCAGGUGAGAAGCGGGGACGUAGAAACUGAGAAGCGUUUGAGGAAGGACCUGAAAAGAACCAAGGCUCUGCUGGCUGAUGCCCAGAUAAUGUUGGACCAUAUAAAGAACAAUGCUCCCAGCAAGAGGGAGAUUGCUCAGCUCAAGAAUCAGCUGGAAGAAUCAGAGUUCACGUGUGCGGCCGCUGUUAAAUCCCGCAAGUCCAUGGAGGUGGAGAUCGAAGACCUUCACGUUCAGAUGGAGGACAUCUCCAAAACAAAGCAGGCGUUGGAGGAGCAGCUGAGCCGCGUCCAGAGGGAGAAGAAUGACCUGCAGUCCAGGAUGGAGGAGGAUCAGGAGGACCUGAAUGAGCUGAUGAAGAAACACAAGGCGGCCGUUUCACAGUCGGCCCAGAACCUGGCUCAGAUCAGUGACCUUCAAACCCAGCUGGAGGACGCCCUCAAGGAGAAGCAGGAGAUUCAGGAAAAGAUGCAAGCCCUGCAAAGCCAGCUGGAGUUUCAGGAGCAGUCCAUGGUGGAGAAAUCCCUGGUUGGACGGCAGGAAGCCAAGGUCCGUGAGCUGGAAACCAAGCUGGAGUUUGAGAAGACCCAGGUCAAACGCCUUGAGAGCCUCGUAGCUCGUCUUAAGGAGAAUGUGGAGAAGCUGAUGGAGGAGCGAGAUCAACGCAGCAGCAGCGAGAUCAGGGAGAAGGAGCAGAACAAACGUCUGCAGCGGCAGAUUCGCGACAUCAAAGAGGAGAUGGGCGAACUUUCCAAAAAGGAAACUGAGGCCAGCCGCAAGAAACAUGAACUGGAAAUGGACAUUGAGAGCUUAGAGGCUGCAAACCAGAGCCUGCAAGCUGAUCUGAAGCUGGCUUUUAAAAGGAUCGGCGACCUCCAGGCAGCCAUCGAGGAUGAGAUGGAGAGUGAUGACAAUGAAGACCUCAUUAACAGUUUGCAGGACAUGGUGACAAAGUAUCAGAGAAGAAAGAACCGAACUCAGGGGGAUUCUGAUACAGACUCUGAGGUGGAGGAUCGUGUGGAUGGGGUGAAGUCCUGGUUGUCCAAAAGCAAAGGUUCUGCCAAGAACCUGUCAGAUGAUGGCAGCCUCAAGAGUUCCAGAUGUGCUGUAAAUGUAGAUGCAAAAGAAGGAAAAGAGUCAAAAGAGGGUAAGGACUGGAAAGAGUUGAAUAAGGAGGGCAAAGAUGUAGAAACAAGCAGGCCUCUGUCGGUGAUGAGCUCUCUGAGCUACAGGAAACGAGCCAACCCUGACUCCAAAGGAAAUGCCCUGUUCAGUUCCCUGAAGGAAAACGCUGACACAGAAGAUUCAUUCAGCUUCCUGAAGACCAAAUCCAAACUUUCAGACCUUCAAGAUGACACCUUCUCAGUCGCCUCCAGGAGGAGGUCUCAGGUUGGAGAUGACAUGGACGACAGGGAGUCGGUCAUCUCUCAGGCCUACUCCCAGGCCAACAGCCGAGCCAGGAAGGGUCUGGACAGUCGUUGGGGAGACUUUGACAAAGAAUCAACCAUAUCAUUCCCUGCGUCCAACCGGACAUCAACGCGCCUCGGUUUAAGCCCAGAAGAUGACGCCAAAUCUACUAUCAGCUUAGGUCUUUCAAGCCCUCUCAGACGCCGCCGAAGCGCCUCACGUCUGGACGAUGGCAGAAGUGAGUGGUCAGCGUAUGCAAGUACUCCCACCAGUCCUUGUUUCAGCAGACGCUCAGGAGGUCGCAGUCCUGGGAGUGUCAGCAGGGCCGAUUCUCGGAUAUCUGUGGCUCGAAGUUGCCGCCUGAGUGAGUUUGAUGUCGACAUGGAUGAUAGUCGAAGUGUCGCCUUUACCGAGAGGUCAGCCUUCAGUCCUCACUCCGGGGGCCGCAGUGUUUCCAUGCCACCGCCACAGAGCAGGAGUAAUGACGACCCUGUUGAUGACUUAGAAAUCAGACCAGUCAGUCACCGCAACUACCUCGACCCCGAUCUGGAGAAGGCCAUCAACGAGGUGCUGAGUUUCAAGCCGAUCAAAUUCAAGCGCAGAAGCUUGGAGGAUUCAGAGGGUGAAGAAGAAGGAACGUCCAAGAAGAACGAGGACGACGGCAAGAGUGUCAGUAACGGAAACAGCUCUCGCCCCAACAGCAGCCUUAGACGCUCUUCAUCAGCUGUGGACUGCAUGAGAUCAUCUCGCAGUGCCAGCAGCUUAAGCACCCGCAGCAGCAGCCGACAUCGCAGCAAAAGUAAGAAGAAGAAGAGGAGCCGUAGUUCAGACUCUGACAGCUCCAACGAGCGUCACAGGAGCAGCUCCAGGAAAGGCUCUAAGAAGUCAAAGAAAAAGUCCAAGAAAAGGAGUCGGUCUUCAUCCAGUUCAUCGUCUUCAUCUUCAGAGUCUGAGUCCGAUUCAGAGUCGAGCUCCGGUGCCUCCACCAUUUCCUACAGAAGCUCCAACAGUGUGAAAAAGGCCCCAGGUAGAAAGGUCUCCAGCCCAGAGAAGGAGGAAACGGAGGUGCCGAGCGAAAGCCAGCCGUUGAACAAAAAAGACGAAAAGAAAAGGAAGAAGAAAGUUGAUAACCUGAUGAUGAAGUACCUGUAUCGACCGGACAGCGACUGAAGUCAGCAUCCCACUGGUCGAAGACACUACUACUUCGGUAGAUCCGACGACGAGGAUGAAGAAGAAGAAGCUGGCGCCUACCACUCCCGAUACAGCAAAUACAGCAGCCAAUUAAAAGAGGACACCAGUGACGAGAGGCUUUAC